UCAGGCAGAGAGGAGGGAGAGAGAGGGAGAAACAAACGCUGGGCAAGCACAAAGGAGGAGAAGAAGAAGACUGAUGGUGUCGUCGGAGAGAGCGCCAGCCGGAGGAACGAGAGACACUGAGAAAGACAGACAGAGAGAGAGAGAGGCGAACGGGAGAAGACGUUAACAACCGUCCUCUGGGCCCGUGUGUAUGUGUGUGUUGGUGAUCAGCUGAUUGGAACACACGUAUUGGAGGGCGGAGCCAUGAUGGGCAAGGACUACAUGUUGGCCAUCAUUAUAGUCAACUAUGAUGACAACAUCUGGACAGACCAGAACCUGCUGCUGGACCCAGACCUUCCCUCUGGCUGGAGAACCAUCAAAGACUCCACGGGAACGUACUACUGGCACGUUCCCACCGGCGCCACCCAGUGGCAACAUCCCCGUCUUACAGGGACACCGCAGCUGCUCGAUGCCCAGGAGGAGGCUGGACAGCAGAGCUCCAACAAGGAGACAGAAGGACCACCUGAGGACAGGUCUUCGUGGCACGAAGAUGACCUCACCAACCACGACCCCGACUCCAAGUGUUUUGCCGUGCGCUCCCUCGGCUGGCUGCAGGUGGAGGAGGAGGACCUUUCUCCUGGUCGCAGCAGCCUCGCUGUUAGUAACGUCAUCCAGCAGCUGUCUCACUGCAGCAGCCCCGAGCAGAGAGACCGGCUGGGUGCCUGGGGGGAGGGCCGCGAGAUGAUGCUAGUUCUGAAAAAAGACACCCUGACCCUGUUGGACCCAUUAGACCACACCCUGCACUGUCAGCCAAUCAUCAAUAUCCGUGUUUGGGUGGGCUGCAACAAUGGCAGGGACAGGGACUUUGCCUUCGUGGCGGGGGAUAAGGACAGCUGUGUGCUGAAGUGUCACGUGUUUCGCUGCGACGCUCCAGCCAAAGCCAUCGCCACGGCGCUGCAUGAGAUGUGCUCAAAGAUGAUGUCUGAGAAGGCUCUGAUGAGGCCGUCCCGCUCCCUGACCAUGGAGAGCAUCUCACCUGAGGACCUGCCGAGACAAGUGGAGUUUCUGGAGGCAGUGCGGCAGCAGGUGCAGAAGUUUGAGGUCCAGUACAUCGGCAACCUGCCGGUGUCGCGAGCCAUGGGUAUGGAGGUGUUGAACCGAGCGAUAGAAAGCAUCAUGAACUCCACAGACCGAGACGACUGGGAGCCGACCGUGAUCCACGUCACCGAUAACGUCCUGUCUCUGUGGAAAGGAGAGGACGGCGACGAGCCAUUCUGGGAGUGUCAGGUACGCUUCCUCACCUUCCUGGGCGUCGGUCACGACAGCCACACCUUCGCAGUGAUCGUGGAUGGCGGCACGCAGCAGUUUGAAUGUCACGUGUUCUGGUGUGAACCGGACGCUGGGAUCAUCUCCGAGGCCGUCCAGGCUGCGUGCAUGGUCCAGUAUCAGAAGUGUCUGGUGGCUCAGACUCCUCCCCCAAGGACCAAAUCAUGGCGUGCAAACCCGUCAAAGGUGAAACGGGCCAACUCCAUGGAUGGCGCCGCCUUCCCUCCCCUCACAUCCCGUCACCAUGGCGGCAGCAGCUCCAGCAUGAUGGCGCAGAGGAUGGCGAAGGGUAGCGGCAGCAGCAGCAGUGUGAGGAAGGGCAUGAUGGCGUUUUUUGAAACUUUCCGCAACAAACAGGCCGCCACGUCCUAAUGAUGAAGGCGGGACCACCAGAGCCCCCAGGGGUUAGGGUAGCUGAUUCUCCAGAUAUGUUACCCCUGACCACACUGGGCCUCCAGACCGGCCUCUGAUUGGCUGAACUCUGUGCACAUAGGGCUCUGGUGGUCCGCCUGGCUGAGUGACAUCACCAGCAACUCCAGAACACGAUGCUUGGACCACAAACACACCUGAAUCAGUCGCUGUGAUUGAUCAGCAGGAUGAGUGAAGGACGAAAUCGAUCAAAACCUCCACCAACACGUCCGAAAGUUUAAAGGCUAGCAGGUUCAUCGCUGAAAACAUCCAUCCACACCAUAAACAAGGCUGAGCCCUGACCUUUGACCCCUUCAGCUCCAUCUGUGCACAUAGAACCGAGGUUAUGAGUCGUAACUGAAGUUCAUUUUCUUGUUCCCUGUCGUCACAGCUCCUCCCCUCGAGGGGCGGAGUCACAUCUGCUCCUCCUAACUGUGAGGCGUUUGAUUUGAGAGGUAACAUCAUCAGUCUCUGUGUGUGACUGAUGAUGUUAGAGUUA
This is a messenger RNA of Maylandia zebra (zebra mbuna), 2212 nucleotides long. Lineage: Eukaryota; Metazoa; Chordata; Actinopteri; Cichliformes; Cichlidae. The record is from RefSeq and is a predicted model, not a curated record.